AUUUUGAUAAUUUGUGAUUACUAAAUUAUUUAUUUAUUUAUUCUACACGUUAUCCGGGAACAAGGUCAAGAUAACCUGUCUCACCAUUGUUUGAUUCUGUGCAUCGACAUGCACAACGACCACCCACCAUCGCACUCUCCACCACAGUCAACAUUGCAACCUACGAAUGCUCUCGCAGGCCCUUCGCACCAGUAUGCGAUACCACCAGUAUUUCUACCCGAUCCAUUACCAGAACGUCGAAAGCCAAGGUUCACGAGCACUGAAGACCUCAUCACCCGAUUCCAGCUUCUACCGACCUACGACCGCUAUGUGCGACCCUAUGCUAACCUCAGUGGCGCACAAGCCCCGACUGCCGGAGCGAUCGACAAAGGCAAGGGUAAGGAGCGAGAACGCGACCAGUCGACACCCUCUGCCGUGCAGACCCCAACCGCAGCGAACGAAGGCGAGGAGGAGGAGAGUCAGGCCAAGGGCGAGAAGAAGUGGAAGAAUAAUUAUAAGCAUCUCAUCAAGGACAUACCUGGGAAACAUUCAAUGAAGAAAGAUGAUUAUCUUAUGACUAUGAUGCAAGCCCCGCCUAAGCAACGUAACAGGAUCGUACCAUUCGACCUCCGAACCCAACGGGAGGCGUUCUCUGUUAGUCUGGAAGGUCUCAAAGGCUGGAAUAUUAAUGUCUUGGUUGCCGAAUCGCCACAAGCGCGCGAGGAUAGGAAACGAAGAAAAGAGCUCAAGAGGCUCGCGAAGGCGCAGGCCCAAGCUCAGGCAUCACCAGGCGCUCUGUCGGCAGCGACACCAUCUGCACGUCCAGCGACGCCAAGUGCAGCUUCAGUGGGGACCCCAGGCCACCCGCCAGUAAGAACGGGCACACCCAAACCCGGUAUUCGACCCCAAGCGCGAGGUAGGACACCGGCGCGCGUCGGUACGCCUCGGUCUGUGUCUACCCCAGGGGGACCUGUCCCCGCUGCUCCAUCCUCAGUACCUACAAGCACAUCGGCACCAACCCAGCUCCACCAAGUAUCGACACCUGCACCGACGCCAAAAGCGGGUCCUACAUCUGCAGAGGUCAGGCGAGGCAUCAAGCGCGAACGAGAAGAUUCUGCUUCGGCGCCGACGCCGACUAAUGGCAAUGGCAUGCCGCCAGUGGUGACAAAUACGGGCGUGAAGCCACACAUUGUUGUCAAUUCCAAAGCAGGCAUCAACGGCGUACGGCCGAGGAAGAAACAACGUGUGUUUACUUAGCAGGACCCUCAGGGCCAGCCGUUGGCCGUCCAGCAGCCUACUCCUCGUGCAUGAUCUGAUUACGAAUCGUCACGUUUUGCAUUUGCGCCACUCUACACAUUAUUCCGUAGCACUACAUUCUCACUUUGGAUACCCACCAUCAAUACACAUGGGGGCCAUUGUUUUAGCGACAUUUCAGUUGAAUGUCCAACCAACUUUCCCCUGUUGACAUUACGGAUAAGAUAAGAUAAGAUUCCUGUU
This is a messenger RNA of Somion occarium, 1476 nucleotides long. NCBI's taxonomy places the organism in Eukaryota, Fungi, Basidiomycota, Agaricomycetes, Polyporales, Cerrenaceae. The record is from the annotation of a GenBank genome assembly.